AACUCUCAUUUUCUUCUCUCUCGAUUCUUAAGCAGUAACCAAAACAGAGAAACAAAAAAAAAAUGGCCUACUUCUCCACCGCGACAUCUCUUCUCCUCCUCGUUCUCUCUGUUUCCUCUCCUUAUGUUCAUGGAAACAUUGUACCAGCCGACGAGUGCACCCCCGUUGUUGUUACCCUGAUCCCAUGUUUACCUUUUAUAACGGUCGGGAGUACGGCGGAUACACCCUCAGCUUCAUGCUGCUCCAGUCUCCAGAAUAUUCUCAGUACGAAACCGGAAUGUCUAUGCGACGGGUUGAAGAACCCACCUUUGGGAAUCAAACUCAACGUUACUAAAUCUACUACUCUUCCCGCUGCUUGUAAAAUUAAUGCUCCUCCGGCGUCAGCUUGUGAUGCAUUGGCUCCUGCUAGUCCUCCUGCUGCUACUCCUCCUACUGCUAAUGGGCAAGGGAAAUGGAAUUUUUUUGGACUUCUUGCUUGAAUCAAGUUUUGGUUGGCGUUAUAAUAAAGCAGGGGAACUGUAAAAGUCAAUUUUCUUCAUAAUAAAAAAUUUAGUCUUUU
Molecule: messenger RNA, 559 nt
Organism: Arabidopsis arenosa
Lineage: Eukaryota; Viridiplantae; Streptophyta; Magnoliopsida; Brassicales; Brassicaceae
Source: the annotation of a GenBank genome assembly